Molecule: messenger RNA, 1197 nt
Organism: Gymnodraco acuticeps
Lineage: Eukaryota; Metazoa; Chordata; Actinopteri; Perciformes; Bathydraconidae
Gene: pnocb
Product: prepronociceptin b
Exons: 3
Coding region: 196-981 (261 amino acids)
Biological process (GO): neuropeptide signaling pathway; chemical synaptic transmission; sensory perception
Cellular component (GO): dendrite; neuronal cell body; axon terminus
Molecular function (GO): opioid receptor binding
Source: RefSeq, a predicted model, not a curated record
UUGAAACCCUUAGCCUGAGGAUACGAGCUGAGCCACUCAAACUCUCCUGUUGAAGCACAGAAAGAGGACUGAGAGAUCUUUACGUCACAGAAACAGGCUGGACCCAGGCUUUAUCUCACAGAUUCUCCAGCUGUUGACCCUUGUUUUAUACUUUUGGGCCCCUGUUUGUCGCUUCCUGUCUGGCUUUGCUGAGCGAUGAAGAUCCCUCUGUGGUACUUGGCGGUGCUGCUGGCGUGUCUCUUCACCCCUGGACGCAGUGACUGCCCGGGGGACUGCGUGGCCUGCGGUCUGCUCCUGGAGCAGCAGCAGCUGCAGCAAGCCUUCAACACCAUGGUGUGCUUGCUGGAGUGCGAGGGUCACGUCUCUGCUUCGAUCACAUGGGAGGUCUGUAAACGUGCUGUCAAGCUAUCUCACCAUCCCACACUUUCCGAGGUAGGCGCUAUGUUCAAGAGAACCGGAGAGGAGCUGGAGUUGACCUCUCUUGACCUGAACUCGGACAGUGAACUGCUGCAGUCUGCAACCGCAGAGCGCUUCCAGGAGGGGGAGCAGGAGGAGGCCCCCUUUGAGCAGCGCAGUGCCCAGUAUGACUCAUCACUGCUGGAAUCCUCCGAGGAGGGGGAGGGCCUGCGGGGCCUGGAUCUCAGUCUGGAAGAGAGGAAGCAGAGGGAGGAGAGGAAUGUGGAGAGUGACAGCCAGCUAGAAGUGGAAGAAGAUGACGGCUCGGAGGCCAUCACCUUAUCCAAACGCUUUGGUGGCUUUCAGAGGGGGCGCCAUGGAUACAGGAAGCUGAUUGGCUCGCCCAUUAGGCCCCUACAAAAGCGCUACGGCGGGUUCAUAGGUGUCCGGAAAUCAGCCCGUAAAUGGAACAGUCAGAAACGUGUGAACCAGCUGCUCAGGCAGUACCUGGGCAUGAGGAGCAGCCGCAGCGGCCGGCUCACCAACAACCCUGUAACUCGGGUGUGGAGGCAAAACAAACUGUAAUGUAUUUCUGUUGCUCUCACUACCCCAGUUACCUCGACCAAUCAUGUUUCCAGCAGCUCACUCCAAUUUGAAGUGUGACGUCACCAACAGACUCCGCCAUCUCGCUGCACCUCUCUCUGUGUCUCUCAGUAAUGAGGAAUGUUUUGACCUUGAUGUCCUUCUUAUUAAGCAUAUUUUCAUGCCAUUAUGUGAAAUAAAAUAAUUAGAGAAGUUCAA